CUGUUUGCCUAUCCAAACACAUGUGGCUCUCUCUCAUCACUUCCAACUUUCCCAUUCCAUUCCGCCUACAAAUACCAAUACCCCUUCCUUCAUCAAUUUCCCGUCAACUCCCCCCAAAUUACAGAAAUUAUAUUUUUAAAUAAAAUAUAAAAACACAACCAAACAACGGACCAUGGGAGUGGUAGAAGAAGCCCACAACAUCCGGGUCGUCGGGUCGGGCCAGCAAACCGUAGUCCUGGCCCACGGGUUCGGCACGGACCAGUCGGUGUGGAAGCACCUGGUCCCGCACCUCGUCGACCAGUACAAGGUCGUCCUCUACGACAACAUGGGCGCCGGCACCACCAACCCCGACUACUUCGACUUCGACCGCUACGCCUCCCUCGACGGCUACGCCUGUGACGUCAUCGCCAUCCUCGACGACCUCCGUGUCCCCAACUGCAUCUACGUCGGCCACUCCGUCUCCGCCAUGGUCGGCCUCCUCGCCUCCAUCUCCCGACCCGACCUCUUCACCAAAAUCCUCACAAUCUCAGCCUCUCCGAGGUAUUUGAAUGAUCCGGAGUAUUUUGGGGGUUUCGAGCAGGAGGAGCUUCUGGAGCUGUUCGAAGCGAUGAGGUCUAAUUACAAGGCGUGGUGCGCCGGCUUCGCCCCGCUGGCGGUCGGCGGCGACAUGGAGUCGGUGGCGGUGCAGGAGUUCAGCCGGACGCUGUUCAACAUGCGGCCGGACAUAGCGCUCAGCGUGGCUCAGACAAUCUUCUAUAGCGAUGUACGGCCGCUGCUGCGCCACGUCACCGUGCCGUGCCACAUCAUCCAGAGCGUCAAGGACCUGGCGGUGCCGGUGGUGGUGUCGGAGUAUCUCCAUCAGCACCUCGGCGCCGCGUCGAUCGUCGAGGUCAUGUCGACCGACGGACAUCUGCCGCAGCUCAGCUCGCCGGACGUCGUCGUCCCGAUACUGCUCAGGCAUAUACGGUACGACAUUGCAGCUGCCUGAUUAGUAAUUAAUUAAUAUAUUAAUUAUUGUUUUUUUUAAAAAAAUAUAUAUAUUAAUUGUUGUUGGUUGGGUUUUAUUUAUUUGUGCUUCUAGAGUUUGCUUUUUUUAUCUAAUUAAAUUUGGGUGUAAUAUUGUUUGUACAAAUUGUUGGCUGGUGAGAUGUAAUGGAGUGUUAUUUCAAUUUU
Molecule: messenger RNA, 1173 nt
Organism: Andrographis paniculata
Lineage: Eukaryota; Viridiplantae; Streptophyta; Magnoliopsida; Lamiales; Acanthaceae
Product: probable esterase KAI2
Exons: 2
Coding region: 173-988 (271 amino acids)
Biological process (GO): response to karrikin
Source: RefSeq, a predicted model, not a curated record